This is a messenger RNA of Bombyx mori (domestic silkworm), 1925 nucleotides long. RefSeq names its product lysosome membrane protein 2-like. Gene Ontology annotation, cellular component: membrane; cytoplasm. The record is from RefSeq and is marked provisional. NCBI's taxonomy places the organism in Eukaryota, Metazoa, Arthropoda, Insecta, Lepidoptera, Bombycidae. Gene Ontology annotation, molecular function: scavenger receptor activity.
GAGCUCUUGCCGUUUCUUAACCUAGUUGAAUAUGUGUUUGUAACGUAUAGUGUAUCUCCAUAAUUACUCAGUCAGUGACUUUUGGGAAAGUGUUCCAUAACAGAAGAUUGUCUGCUGUCACUCAAUCCUUGGAUGAGUCUCAAAUGAGGUUAGGAGCAAGAACUAUGAUGAAGAUAUAUGAAUUUUCGCAAAAGAGACUAAGAAAAUGAGUUCGAUAUUCAAGGUUUCUCCGCCUCAAGAGGGCAUCAAGAGAAGGCUUCUUCUCGCACUCUCUUUAGGAGCAUUCCUUUUAAUUUCAUCCAUUGCGCUGAUCCUCACAGAUCCCAUGUGGGCCAUCGCCAAAUACAAAUUUCGUCUUGCCAAUGGAAGUAUACUCCAUGAGCUCUUGUCAUCGGAGAUGGAAGGUGGAAGGUUCGCGGUGUACCUGUUCAACAUAACUAACCCUGACCGGUUCCUAUCGGGCGAAGACCCAUACCUUAAACUUGACGAAGUGGGUCCGUUUACUUAUUUAGAAUACCGAACUCACUCUGAGCUGCAGUUCGAUAGGGAAGCCGGAGUAAUGAGGUACACUCCGCGGAUGCGAUCUGUGUUUGUUCCUGAAGAAUCUAUCGGGAACCCUGAAGACAUUUUCCUCACCAUGCCCAAUAUACCAAUGCUAAGCGCAACAACAAUGAUCCGAUCAUCGCCCGUCUUCAUUCGUAAUAUCUACAACAUAGUCGCCCGCCAAUACGGAUCCCAGCCCAUCGUGAAAUUGGCCGCCAGUAAAUACUUGUGGGGCUACAAGGAUCCUGUCCUGACCUUCGCUAACAGCUUGGUGCCUGGUCUCAUAUAUUUUAACACUACUGGAAUUAUGGAUAGAUUGUAUGAUAAGAACGUACACUAUCGCAUGGAAUUGGGAACUAAUGAUGAUGAUAAAUUCAAGAUUAAGAGAAUACAUAAAUAUACUCGACUCCACCCUGAGUCUGAAGUUUUUGAUGAAAGUAUACUAACUUUCAACGACACCUAUGAAGGCAUGGCAUACCCACCGAUGAUUGGCAAGAACACACCAAUCAACAUCUUUAGAUUAGGCAUCUGCAAGUCCUUCGAGAUGGAAUACCACGGCAAUAAGACGUCGGAAUACGGCCCGAAUGCUUUCGUGUACAAAUUUAAUGAGAAGAUGUUCGAGAACAAUCUUUGCGAUGUUAAGGGGGCUUGCCCUAAAGGCGUCAUGGAUUUGUCAGCUUGCUUUUAUGGUUUGCCCAUGGGAUUAUCAAAGGGGCAUUUAUUGGAUGCUGAUCCAAAACUGUUCGAUCGCAUCAAGGGCUUGAAGCCAGAUCCCGAAAAACAUUCUAGUCACUUAGUCAUAGAACCGAAAAUUGGAUUGACUCUAGAAACGUCAUGGUCACUACAAGCAAACAUCUUUGUUGGAGAUAUCACAUACAACGCUGAAGCUAAGAUGUUUUCCAAUAUGAUCCUUCCUAUAGCACAUUUCAAGAUUAAACAACCUCACCUGCCGUCAAUAGCUAUCACAGCGCUGCGUAUGAUGUAUAUAACGGUUCCAAAAGCGCUCUUCAUUACCGAAAUACUUCUGAUGCUCUCUUGUUUGCUGCUCUUAGUCUACUCAGCGUGGUUGCUGCACUGGAAACGAGUUCACAAAAAACAGCCACUGUCAGAGAAAGAACUGCAGAUAUCCAGCCGAAUGGCCAAUGAGCCUUUGAUGAGUUAUUUGACGAUAAAUUAAUGUAAGGAUUGACUGCAUUGAUAAAAUUAUUAUAAAUAUUAUUAUUAUUAUAUCUAUCUCUAUACAUAAAAAUGAAUUGAUGUUCGUUAGUCUCGCUAAAACUCGAGAACGGCUGAACCGAUUGGGCUAAUUUUGGUCUUGAAUUAUUUGUGGAAGUCCAGAAAAGGUUUAAAAGGAAGUAGAUAAAUAUGAAAAUGCUCGGAAU